AUGUUUAAGCUUCUGGUUAUUUUCUCCGGUAUUCCUUUGGCUUUUGCCAUUUUCUUCCCUUCGAUAACUCCAAGUGGCGGCGGAGGCUGUUGCUGUGGCUGUGGAACGCCGCAGCCACCGAGUUGCGGAUGCCAAUCGGCGGUUAGUGAAAUCUUUGAAAAAAUGAAAAAUGAUUGAAAAUAACUAUAUAUCGCGUUUGAGGCUUCCUUAAUUCCCACAUUCUUUUCAGAUUUUUCAAACCUAUCAAUUAGUAGGGCUUUUUUUGUUGAGAAUUUAAGUUCUUUCAGAGUCGUCAAAGAAGUGUGAGUUUGACUUGCUAUACUAGCCUGGGGUAGGACUGAAAGAAAGCUUUUUUGUAUCGAUACUCAAAAACAAAUUGAUAUUUUCUUCAGGACGAUGUUAUCUGUUAAGUUUUUUUAUUUCAGGAAACGAUAAUAUCACAUUCAUGAGAAAAAUGUUAAAUUUUUCAAAAUUAAAAAAACCGUAGGAUUUCAGUGGGCCAAAAAAAUAUCAAGAAAAUAAUAUUGAGUUAUUUUUGAAAAACAAGAAAUUUUUUUCGCGCGCAAACACCUACCUGGUAAUUUUAUAGGAACAAAUUUCUUAUUACUUUAAACUUCUAUAGCCCAUGUUCCAGUGUGCUCCAUCCUCGCCAUGUCCUGUAUGUCCUCCUCCUCAGCCUUGUCCACCGCCUCCAGCUGCCUAUUGCCCCACCGUCUCUCCAGUCUACGUUCCUUCAUGCUGUAUGCUACUCACAAGUGUUUCAUUCAGAGUUCAGCUUUUCAGCUGGAAAUAGCUGCGCUCAAUCCUACUCCUCAGGUGGAGGAUGUAGCAGCGGAGGAUGCGGAGGCGGUGGCGGAGGUAAAAUUUUAUGGAAUAAGUAGAAAAGCCAGAGAGAGCUUCAGGAUACGCUCAAGCUCCCUCAGACACCUACGCCCAAGCGCAAGCUCCUUCUUACAGUCAAGCUCCAUCCUACUCUUCGGCAGUCUUCCCAUCCAGCGGUGGUGGUGGUGGAUAUGCUUCAGGUUAAUUAGUGAUCAAUUCCAAUUUUAUGUUCAACUAACAACUCCACGAAGGACUUUCCAAACGAAUGCGAUCUCAAUCUCAGAAAAGAAACAUAUAUUUUUAUCAAAACUAUCUCGUCAAAGCUCUGUGUGAGAAUUCCUCACUCUGCAUUGAAGCAAGUACUCAGAACUUUUCAUUUCUUCUUGGUUGUGCCAUAAUCCCAACUAAGUAGCCAACAAGUAACGCAUAUUGCAAUGGGAAAAAACACAAAAAUCUGAAAAAUUACCUUCCAACUAACAAGAGAAACUCAUAGUUCAAAAAUUGAAGGUGGCGGAGGAUACGGCGUUCCUCAAGCGGGUCCAAUUUCCUCGUACGCUCCUCAAGCGCCACUUCCACCUCAAGGGCCAAUCGCUUCUUCUUCGUCCUACCAACAGUCGCCGCCUAUUGCAGGUUCAAACAGUUUUUUUUUUGAUUCAUGGACAAACUCAGCCUAUGACGAAGGCAGUCACGUAGUGGCCGAAGCUGCCAAAACGGCCGAGCAGCUCGAAGAAACUGACCGAUCCGAAUCUGAAAAUAACAGCAGCGAAUCGGGAGCUCGGGCAAUCUUACGUGCUGCUCCAUCUCUAGAAAAAGAUGUUAGUGCUUUUUCUAAUGAUUAUAACUUCAAACUUGUGAAAAUUUAGAACUUUUUUUCAAACAUAUACAAAAGAUUUUACAGCAAAUCAAUCUGCAAAAACUCAUUUUCAUUAUUUUUUGAUGAAAUAUUUUGAAGCAACUCUAAAAAUUCGAUUUUAUCAUUUUCUAAAAAAAUUUGACUGAAAAUUUAAUUCAACUUCACUAAAUUUUCGUUAACAGUCAUGUCCUCCUCAACCGGUGAAAUACAUCCUUUUGCGCCAAAAGAAAACUCCCGGAUCCGAUGUUACUGAGACCGUCGAAGAAGAACUUGAACAGGUAUUCUUAACUUACCUAUUGCUGAACUUGUAUAUCACUAUCAAAGGUUAACGUUUCGCCAAGCGUUGAAGCAACGGCAGCGCCUUUAGACUUCUCACAAUUGGCUGAAGAUAUCACCAACAGCCAAAAUUCCGGUUUGAAAGAAAACCCACAACUAAUUUCCUAUUGAACUUCAGAAGCAACAGGAAACUUCUCGAAAGCUCGCGGAGCGGCAACUUCUCUUUCUGAUGAGAAAUGCAAUAGCAAGCCACUGCGUAGCUUGAUAUUGGAUGUUUUCAUCACCAAAUAACUAUUUUCCCUAAGUUCUGUUUCAGAACAUUGCCAACGGCGACGCUUUAGCUUCGAAAAAAGCCAUUCACGAUGAUGCCAUUAACAAAUUUCCAGACAGCAGCGUCGACAUCAUCUGUUCUACGACAGGUAAGAAGUAGCAAAAAAUUUAUUCCCAUGCCGGGAAUCGAACCCGGGCCGCGUGGGUGAAAACCACGAAUCCUAACCACUAGACCACAUGGGAGGACGAGAACAGAGGCAGCGAAAGACAACCAAAUCUCUGCAGGAUUCACUUACCUCGUGUCAACAACCGAACAUUGCGAGGCGCAAAAAGACGGCGUCAUAUGCUUUGCCUACAAAAGACCGCUGUGA
Molecule: messenger RNA, 2592 nt
Organism: Caenorhabditis auriculariae
Lineage: Eukaryota; Metazoa; Nematoda; Chromadorea; Rhabditida; Rhabditidae
Source: the annotation of a GenBank genome assembly